This is a messenger RNA of Suricata suricatta (meerkat), 1754 nucleotides long. It is a transcript of the gene PCMT1, whose product is annotated as protein-L-isoaspartate (D-aspartate) O-methyltransferase. The coding region runs from base 62 to 919 and encodes 285 amino acids. The transcript is spliced from 8 exons. The record is from RefSeq and is a predicted model, not a curated record. NCBI's taxonomy places the organism in Eukaryota, Metazoa, Chordata, Mammalia, Carnivora, Herpestidae. Gene Ontology annotation, molecular function: protein-L-isoaspartate (D-aspartate) O-methyltransferase activity. Gene Ontology annotation, biological process: protein modification process. Gene Ontology annotation, cellular component: cytoplasm.
GGCCCCGCCCCGCCGCACCCCAGGCCGCGCGGCGUCACUGAGCGCAUGCGUGCCGCGGGGGAUGCCGGGAGCGCGCAGUGGCGGCACCGGCGGCGACAGCAGUCAGAGCGGAGGCUACAGCGGGGACGCGAGCGGGGCGGUGACCGUGUGGGAGGUGGUCUCACUCUUGGGGAAGCUGCUGGGCACCGUCGCCGUGCUGAAGGUGGUUCUGUACCUGCUCCGGGUGUGCUUUGCGAUGGCCUGGAAAUCCGGCGGCGCCAGCCACUCGGAGCUAAUCCACAAUCUCCGCAAAAAUGGAAUCAUCAAAACAGAUAAAGUAUUUGAAGUAAUGCUGGCCACAGACCGCUCCCACUAUGCAAAAUGUAACCCUUACAUGGAUUCUCCACAAUCAAUAGGUUUCCAAGCAACAAUCAGUGCUCCACACAUGCAUGCAUAUGCACUAGAACUUCUAUUUGAUCAGUUGUAUGAAGGAGCUAAAGCUCUUGAUGUAGGAUCUGGAAGUGGAAUCCUUACUGCAUGUUUUGCACGUAUGGUUGGAUCUACUGGAAAAGUCAUAGGAAUUGACCACAUUAAAGAGCUAGUAGACGACUCAAUAAAUAAUGUCAGAAAGGACGAUGCAAUGCUUUUGUCUUCAGGGAGAGUGCAGCUGGUUGUGGGAGACGGACGGAUGGGAUAUGCCAAAGAAGCCCCUUAUGAUGCUAUUCACGUAGGAGCUGCGGCCCCGGUUGUGCCCCAGGCACUGAUAGACCAGUUAAAGCCUGGCGGGAGGUUGAUACUGCCUGUGGGGCCGGCGGGCGGCAACCAGAUGCUGGAGCAGUACGACAAGCUGCAGGACGGCAGCGUCAAGAUGAAGCCCCUGAUGGGCGUGAUCUACGUGCCUUUGACAGACAGAGAGAAGCAGUGGGCCAGGUGGAAGUGAUUUUACCUUCUGCUCUUUCUUCUUCCACACGCGCAAGGGACGAACUGUAAAAGCGCCGUCAGCUUGACCAGUAAAUAAUAUGACAGUGGAUUGCUCAUCUCAGUUCUCAAAGCUUUUUGAAAACCAACAGCAUCACAGCUUGUUUUGGACUUUAUGACACUAUUAUUUUCAGCAUGAAAAUGUGUGGUUUUGUAGGGUUUCUAAUUCUUCAAAGAGGCACAGAAGCUGAAUUGGUAGAGGAGCGAUGCAAAGUACAGAUCUGUGGAUUUGUUAAUUUAACAUGCCCACAUUUUACUUUAAAAUAUUAAAAGAUGAGGUUCUGCCAAAUGGAAAACUUAGUUUGUGAAUUGAUUCUGAGGAGUGGUUUUUCUUAGACACUUAAUUCUGUUUCAAUUUUAAUUCAUCGGAUCGCUUUUGUGCACCACAUAACAUCACCAUUCACAAGUUAAGAUUCUUGGAUUUUGGAUGUCUGUUAGAUGCCACUAAGAAACUAGAGAUGAGCUUCCUUUUUAAAGCUUUUGAUGUGGUGUCCUAGACUAGCAUGCUGUAGACACAAUCAGCUGCUUUGUUACCGUAAAACUAAGCGUUUGUAAAUAUUAAACUUACGGAGAUGGCAGGUGAUGUCCUUUCAAACACUUGGCUGUUCAGAGAGGACAUAACGGACAGUGCUUUCCCUCUUUAAAAUUACAGGCGACUUGUAGCUUAGUAUUGCUUUUCUGUUUCCAGCUUGCUGCUGAUAAUGUACGUGGGUUUAACAUGCUGUGGAAGCUGGCUCCUAGUCACUGAACAGUUUAUGCAGUGCUGCUUUGCCAAAUAAAGUUCCAAGUAAAAGAGG